Messenger RNA from Drosophila navojoa, 1613 nucleotides. RefSeq names its product EF-hand domain-containing family member B. The record is from RefSeq and is a predicted model, not a curated record. NCBI's taxonomy places the organism in Eukaryota, Metazoa, Arthropoda, Insecta, Diptera, Drosophilidae.
UAGGCAAGCCUCUAGCAUAGGAUUAACAAUCAACAUUUCGAUUUCAAGGCAAACCCUAGUGAAACUAACAUUGAAGACUUUACAUAUAUUAGCGAACGAGAGUAGAAAUGGCCAACACAGGACGUUUUAAGGACCGCAGCCCGGAUAUCCGUCCAGCUGGGUUGGCCUCGGUGCUGGAACCGGACAAUUCGACCGGCACUUGCAUGACCAUCUCGCACAUCGAGGAGCUGGCCGAGCAUCUGAUACGGCAGGACUGCAAGCGCAGGCAAUUGAAGAAUGCGGGCCUGCUGUAUGCAGAGGCGCCGUGCCUACCGAACGUCAGUGUGCCGGAGCUGAUGGCCAUGGAGAAGUCCAAGUCACGUUUCAUGAUGUUCAAGGAGAAAAUGUCCGAGGAUAUGUACCUCAAGCAGGCCAGGCUCGGCGAGGUGAUGCCCACCGGCUCCAAGCCCGACCAUAUUAACAAUUUGAACACCACAUUCGGCUGUGAGACCAACUCGAGUGGCGGCGUCUACGAUAUCAUCUUGCCGCGCAAGCCGGCGGAGCAAGUGAAUCGUGAAUUUGGCAAGUUUCACGACAAAUACAUCCUCAGUCACAAUCACUAUUUUCCCUCGGAGCAAGUGAAUCGCAGGUACAAGGCGCCCUUUGACAGGCGGCUCACCUAUGGCGCUGCCUACAAUGUCGACGUUACGGGCAAGAUGGUGAAGCGUUGCAUGCAGCAGUGCGCCGGAAAUGUGAUCAUUAUUAGCAAGGAGCAAAUGGACUUUAUAGAUCGCACCUAUCCGCGUCUGGGCAAAAAGUUAAAGAAAUAUCCCUAUUCAGUGCCCCAGCAUAUGACCUUUGGCAGGCCAUCCCCCCAGGACCUGUGCGACGGCAAGAUGCUCAUCGAGGACAUAUCGCCAUGCCAGAGCAACAAGCAUCUGAUCGACGCCUUGGGUCAUCUCAACAUGUGGCGCCACAAGCUGCAGCUGCGCGCCGACUUCCAAAUGUUCGAUCUCAUCUCGGUGCUGGAGCACAGUGACAAGGAGCAGACGCGUCAUCUGCCGCUGACGAAGAUCUUCGAGGUGAUGCACAAGAUGCAUCUGUAUAUCGAUAUCUACAAGAUGCGCACCACUCUCUCGCAUUUCAAGAUGAUCCUCGACGAGAACUGCCCCAACGAGCGGGUGAACUACGACACGUUCUGUCAGUUGCUCAACAUACAGCAUCCGCUGCCCACGACGGGCAAUAUCUCAAUGAUGCCGCCGAAUAUCUACAACAAGGAUACCACCUAUCGGUUGCUCUGCGCCGAUCUUGGCAAGACGCCGGUGGAGGCGGCGCCGUUGCUGAAGAAGAGCCCCAAGAAGACGGAUGAAGACAAUACUCAUGUCAAAGAUCUGCUCACGCCGAAUAUAGCGACGCUGCAUGGUCUGCUGCCCAGCGAUUUUGAGAUGUUGCGACCCAGGGACCAUUUAGAGGAAAUAUUUAAGGACAUUGUCAGCGAUGCAGACUUUGAGACGAUAUGGCAGCAGCUUAUGAAUACACACAGGGAUCAGGAUGGCCUGGUCUCUAUAGAUCAGUUCCGCGAUGUCAUGGAGAAUACCGAGCUAGCCGGCCAGACAGCCAAUGCAUAGAAGAAC